AUGCCCGUGCAAACGAGUCCACCGUCCUUCCCGGACUCAUUUCCUUCAUUCAUGUCCGUCUUUGGCGGUCCUCUACCGCGAUACAAAGACGAGGAAACCACCAUUCACCCUCUACAAUAUCCAACUCAUGUCCCGGUCAACGCGCGCCUGCUCCCUUCCCCUCAUCGCGAAAGCGUCUCGUCCAUGACGUCCGCCUCAACCGAGUCCUCCCCGACCACGACUAUUUCUCCUUUUGACUCGCCCGGUGGGGGUGACGUCUCCCCGAGUUCAUCGCCAGAAUCUCCCUCGGCCAUGUCGGUCUCGUAUCCGAAAUACAUGCCGACCACCCGGCCUAUGGAGAUUCCUCCCCGAUCUAUCGCGCCAGAGCCCCUGUUGCGUCCGACCCCUCCGCGUCCUGACUCUCCGGGUCGGCGGGCGCGUAAUCUGAAGAACCUCUCACUGCGGAUGCCGCCUCCGUCUAUGUCUCGUCCUCCCAUGGCCACGGCCUCACUGGUGGAAACCUCAUCCCACAGGCUCGCCCCACCAUCACCCCUCCAGAUUCCCCAGAAGAGUUCGAAGCGCCGUCCCGCCAACCUGACCAUCCGUACACCUACAUUUGACAAGACAUUUGCCAACGACGAUCUCCCACGACCCAUGUCGCACCAUGGAGUACGUAGCUUCUCUACACCAAAUGAAGAAAGUGGAAUGGAUGGAUCUGGCUUCUCUCGCCGUGUGCUGCCCGGUUUAGAAGAGGAGGAUGAUCACCUCGACUCACGCGAGUCGACUCGCAAAAAGGAUCGUGGAUACCCUGACGGGCCAAUCCGGAUCUACGAUACUGGCGUUUACCUGUAUCUGGAGCCAACAGCCGAGGAAGCCUCCCAGUUUGAUGUGGUCAUCAACGUCGCCAAGGAAGUCAACAACCCCUUCAGUCCGGCCAAGGAGGAGCGAAACGACACAGUGAUGAGCACCUGGCGUAACGCCUCCAUAGCCUCGAAGCGCUGGUCUGGUGAGCCUCAGACUGCAGUGUCAGAGAUCUCCUUCAAGUCUGCUUUUGAAUUCCAGCCUUCGGACUCUGAAUCUGCCACCCCCACUACAUCAACUCCUGCACCACAACCCGAGUAUCUCCAUGUCAGCUGGGACCACAACUCCGAAAUCCUCGAUGAUCUCCUCCCUCUUUGUGAACUCAUCGAUGACCGGAUCGCUAGUGGAAAAAAGGUUCUCAUUCACUGUCAGCUCGGUGCCAGUCGUUCCGCCUCGCUGGUGAUUGCCUAUGGAUUGUACAAGAACCGACACAUGGAUUUCAACUCUAUGUACGAAGUGGUCAAGGCCCGGAGUCAGUGGGUAGGUCCCAACAUGAGUCUCAUCUACCAGCUCACCGACUUCCGAUCGCGGUUGAUGCGUGGAUCGACCUCGAAGCCCCCUCCCCAGGAGUGGUUUGUUCAAACUGGCCGACGCAGCUCAGAGCCUCAGGUUGCCCGCGCCGAACGCCCUGCCACCGACAACCGACCGGCUUUCCGUGGACUAUCCCAGGCACCAUCCAUGAGCUGCCUUUCCAUCCCAGAAACACCCUCGAUGCGUCCCACCACCAGCGACAGUAGUUACACCAAGUUCAAGUCUUACUCUCCAAAGAGGAGCUUGUCCCCUCGUCCCCUUCCAUUCCGCCAGAAGUUCCAAUCCGUGGAACCAGCAUCAGGUCGGCCGCGAGGACUCCCACGCAGCGUCAGCAGCUGUGAUCCUCUUGUUCAAACGCACGUGUUUGUUCGCGAUGCGCCCGACCAAAGUGGUGGCCUCUUCUCACCUCGAACAAAUGAGUUCCUAUCACCACAGCCAAUGGCAACACGAUCCUUCCACCGAAUCGACCGGUCGGCAGCCCUCUCACCCCCUCCUAUGCCCAGCUCCGUCCAGUUCGCCGCUCAAACGGCCGAUCCCCGCUCGCCUCCCACAGCUGGCGAGCCCCUGAUCAUGAGAUCGAUUGAUGAAUUCCUCUGA
Penicillium antarcticum is the source of this 1968-nucleotide messenger RNA. It is a transcript of the gene dspD, whose product is annotated as putative protein-tyrosine phosphatase. Gene Ontology annotation, biological process: protein dephosphorylation; negative regulation of MAPK cascade. The transcript has 2 exons. The record is from RefSeq and is a predicted model, not a curated record. Gene Ontology annotation, cellular component: cytoplasm; cytosol; nucleus. Gene Ontology annotation, molecular function: MAP kinase tyrosine/serine/threonine phosphatase activity; protein tyrosine/threonine phosphatase activity. Lineage: Eukaryota; Fungi; Ascomycota; Eurotiomycetes; Eurotiales; Aspergillaceae. The coding region runs from base 1 to 1968 and encodes 655 amino acids.